Molecule: messenger RNA, 1554 nt
Organism: Fusarium redolens
Lineage: Eukaryota; Fungi; Ascomycota; Sordariomycetes; Hypocreales; Nectriaceae
Product: flavin monooxygenase-like protein
Exons: 5
Coding region: 1-1554 (517 amino acids)
Molecular function (GO): N,N-dimethylaniline monooxygenase activity; flavin adenine dinucleotide binding; NADP binding
Source: RefSeq, a predicted model, not a curated record
AUGGGUAAACAACCUCCCAGGGUGGCCGUCAUCGGCCUCGGCGUCGCUGGCCUUGUCGCUGUCAAGAAUCUGCUGGAAGAGGGCUUCGACGUAACUGGAUUUGAGCGCAGCGAAUAUGUCGGAGGGCUUUGGCAUUAUACCGAGCAAGACAGCACAUCAGUCUUGCCGAACUUCCCAUACCCAGACUCUACACCGAGCCAUUGUCCAUCUGCAAAAGUGGAGGAGUAUCUUGAGUCUUACGUAGACCACUUCAACUUUCGCGAUAAGCUCCGACUGGGCGUAUCAGUACAGAAAGUACGACGCGAUGACGAGGGCAAUCGCUGGGUGGUAGACCUCCAGGGCUCUGAGCCGGAAUAUUUCGACAAGGUCAUUAUAGCAACGGGCAUCAACAAUCGUCCUCAUAUUCCAAAGGUCGAGGGCAUGGAACAAUUUGAAGGCGAGGUUCUGCAUUCGCGGGCCUUCAAAAGACCAGAACUCUACAAGGGCAAGCGAGUGCUAGUUGUCGGCGUUUCUAAUACGGGCGCGGACACUGCAGCAGCUCUUUGCGGGCAUGCUGAAAAAGUCUGGAUAUCUCACAGCCAUGGUGUUAUAGUGAUCCCACGAAAACGCAACGGCAUCCCAUUCGAUCACACCAUCACAGCGCGCACAAUGGCCUUGAUGGGAAUGUUUGAGAAUGCAUUUCCUCGUCUGUACGAAAUCAUCUUCAAUGCGAUAUGCAAGAAGAUGCAAGACAACGCGUUCAAGAUGAGGCCCGAAUGGGGUCUCUCUCCAGCGGAUUCCGUCUUGCAUACUCUGCCGGUCGUGUCGGAUUAUCUCAUUCCUCUGCUCGAGUCGGGCGACAUCACCUCAGUCUCCAAAAUACAGCGCGUCGUAGGACAGAAGUGGAUCGAACUCACGGAUGGAACGCGUCUUGAUGUUGACACGAUCAUCUGGUGCACCGGAUACAAGGGAGAUUUCAGUCUCGUCAACCCAAGCGUUGAUCCCACGCGAAACACAACGCCAAAAUGGGCAGAAGCAGUCGGAUCUCGUGGUAAACCGCUUCCCCGACUCUAUCAAAACGUGUUCUCGCUCGAUUACCCAGACUCUUUAGCCUUCAUGGGCAAUCUCCUCCUCGCAACAAGCGCAUUCCCCAUCAGUGAUCUCUGCACUAUGGCAAUCGCUCAAAUUUGGAAAGGAAGCUCUCCUCUCCCAUCAAUUGACGAAAUGAACCGCGCCACGGACAAACAGCAUGGUUUAAUCUGUAAGCUCGCUAACGAAGGUAGCGUGGCGCCUGGGUGGUUGCGACAAGCUGACUGGCUUGCAUGGGCUGACAAUGCAGCUGGAACGCAGGUGUAUGAGCAUCUUGGGUGGGGGUUGAAAGGGUGGAAAUUGUGGUGGAAUGACCGUGCUUUGUACAAGAUGUUGAUGGAUGGGAUCUUUACGCCGUUUGUGUGGAGGGUGUUUGAUGGGGAGGGCAAGAGGAAGAAAUGGGAUGGGGCGAGGGAGGCGAUUGAGAAGGUUAAUGCUGAGUUGGCGGCUGCAAAGGCGAGGAAUAAGACCAAGAAGAUUCAGUAG